Gambusia affinis (western mosquitofish) is the source of this 2855-nucleotide messenger RNA. It is a transcript of the gene th, whose product is annotated as tyrosine hydroxylase. The transcript is spliced from 13 exons. The record is from RefSeq and is a predicted model, not a curated record. Gene Ontology annotation, molecular function: iron ion binding; tyrosine 3-monooxygenase activity. Lineage: Eukaryota; Metazoa; Chordata; Actinopteri; Cyprinodontiformes; Poeciliidae. Gene Ontology annotation, cellular component: perikaryon; cytoplasm; axon. Bases 63 to 1532 code for a protein of 489 amino acids. Gene Ontology annotation, biological process: dopamine biosynthetic process from tyrosine.
CAGAGAGCCGCAAACACACUUUCACCUCUGCUACAGCUGAUCGUCUAUCUUAAAGCCUGAAGAUGCCUCUUUCUAGCAGCUCCACGUCCUCCACCAAGAGCAUCCGCAGAGCCGCGUCCGAGCUGGAGAGAUCGGAUUCCAUCACGUCUCAGAGAUUCGUCGGAAGACGGCAGAGUUUGAUCGAGGAUGCGCGGAAGGAGAGAGAAGCUGCCGCGGCAGCGGCGGAAGCAGCGGAGGCCACCGAGCAGAUCGUGUUUGAGGAGGAGGACGGAAAAGCGCUGCUGAACAUCUUCUUCACUUUGAGGAACUCGAAAGCACCUGCGCUGUCUAAGACACUCAAAGUCUUCGAGACGUUUGAAGCCAAAAUUCAUCACUUGGAAACUCGACCAUCUAGGAAGUUGAGGGAGAACCUUCAGGGCCUGGAGUACUUUGUGCGCUGUGAGCUGCACCUCUCAGAUGUCAGUACUCUGGUCAGCUCUAUCAAGAGAAAUGCAGAGGAUGUCAAAACCACCAAAGAAGUCAAAUUUCACUGGUUCCCAAAGAAAAUAGCAGAUCUGGAUAGAUGCCAUCAUCUGGUCACAAAAUUUGAUCCAGACCUAGAUGAAGAUCAUCCUGGAUACAGAGACCCUGCCUACAGACAGAGAAGAAAACUGAUCGGGGACAUUGCGUUCACAUACAAACAUGGGCAACCAAUUCCCAGAGUGGAGUACACAGAAGAGGAGAUUAGCACAUGGCGUCAAGUCUAUUCGACCCUUAGAGACUUGUACAUCACCCACGCCUGCAAAGAACACCUCGAGGCCUUUCGUCUGCUGGAGAAGCACUGCGGCUACAGUCCAGACAACAUUCCCCAGUUGGAAGACGUGUCACGCUUCCUUAAAGAACGCACAGGGUUUCAGCUGCGUCCGGUGGCAGGGCUCCUCUCAGCCAGAGACUUUCUGGCAAGUCUGGCAUAUCGCGUGUUCCAGUGCACCCAGUACAUCCGACAUGCUUCUUCCCCUAAUCAUUCCCCAGAACCGGACUGUGUCCAUGAACUCCUGGGCCAUGUCCCCAUGUUGGCUGAUCGCACUUUUGCCCAGUUUUCACAGAACCUUGGUCUGGCAUCACUAGGAGCAUCAGAUGAAGACAUAGAGAAACUGUCUACACUGUACUGGUUUACAGUCGAAUAUGGUCUCUGUAAGCAAAACGGUGAGGUUAAGGCUUAUGGGGCUGGGCUGCUUUCUUCCUAUGGAGAGCUUGUGCAUUCUCUCUCUGAUGAACCAGAGGUGCGGGAGUUUGAUCCAGAGGCUGCAGCGUUGCAGCCCUAUCAAGACCAGACCUACCAGCCAGUCUACUUCGUUUCAGAGAGCUUUCCAGAUGCCAAGGAGAAGUUCAGAACAUACGUAGCAGGUAUCAAGCGUCCUUUCUCGGUGAGGUACGAUCCGUACACAUGCAGCGUCGAGGUGCUGGACAAUCCUCUGAAGAUCCAAGGCGGUCUGGAGGGUGUGAAAGAUGAGAUCAAGGUGCUAACCGACGCCCUCGCCGUUUUGUCAUGACGGCCUCUGCCGGUUGUUAGCUUUCUCUACGCUGAGCUCUGGAGUGUCCAAAGUGUGACGAGACUAACGUGCGUAUCUUAAUGUGCUGUAAAUCCAGUAUGAUGUUGAGUUGUUGCAGUUUGUGUGUGCAGGGAAAGGGCCAACAAUGUUGACCACUUCCCCCAGUGUGAAUGCACGUGUGGAACAAUGUACUGUGGUUCUACUUGACUGGAAAAAUUCAUGCUUUAAUAUGUAAAAGUGUUCACAUGUACUAACACCGGAGGCACAAUCAAUGAGAGUUGUAUUUGUGAAUGUAUUCAAAGAAAAUGAAAUAAAUAAUAUGAAUUAUUUUAAAAUCAAAGAAAUGUAGCAGCUUAGUGGAGAUUGUAUUUCAAAGUGUAUAUUUUAGUCCUUUGUUUUACCAAAAAUAUCUAUAUUUAAAUAUAUUGUAAGUGCUUCUUAAAUUAUUUAUUUUUCUGCAUUGAAUAGGGGUUUUCACAUUAAUUUGUGUGUGCUGUAUUUGCCUCAUUUGGUUAUACAUGCAUGAUGGAAAACGAGUAAAAAACGAAAAAGGUACAUCCAAUAACAAUUGCAAAUAAGCAUUGUUAACUAACUGUUGUUAGUUUACUUGGGUUUUGCACUGUGUAAAUUGUCAAAAAAUAAAUAAAUAAAUCAAUCAAAUAAGACGUUCUCAUCUAUAUGCCACAAGAGGGAGCACUCCUACAGGUUGAAAAUGUCUGAUUGUAAAGUUUUACGGUUUUACUAUGGAGAUUAUCUGAUCAAACAAAUCUUGUUCAUUCAUCCAGGCAAAACCCACAAUAUUCUGUUUUUCCAAAUCUAAUACUUUGUAUUAUGGUUUCCUUUUCUAUACUGAACUGUAUGUCUGCACCUACACCAUAAAACAAACUGUUAGAAUUGAAUUGCUUUUACAGGAGAUUUUAAGCGUUAUUCAAGUGUUCUAGAUAAGUGUAAUGGCUGAAGACAAAUUAAUUAGCUUCAUUCUAAUUAUUUUUCCUAAUUACAGUGUAACUGAAGAAGUUACGAGUGGAUAAAUUACCAUUCCUAAUUUUUAUUAAAUAAAUUUGUGAUACAGGUCUGGCUCAAUAAAUUAAACUACAUGAAAAAGUUGAAACACAGAAAAUUUAUUUAUCAAAUUUUACGGAUGGUUAAGCCAAAAAAAAAAAGGCUCAUCCCAAAGAGGUUGACUAGUCACAGACUGGCGUAUUCAAACUAUUAAACGGAAAACUGAGUGGCAGGAAAAAGUGAGGUAUGUGUGUUGUUUAUAUAUUUUUUGAGAACCUGAACUUGAGACUUUCUUCAUCUGUAAGCCUUGAUCAUCAUCAA